Molecule: messenger RNA, 2523 nt
Organism: Alosa alosa (allis shad)
Lineage: Eukaryota; Metazoa; Chordata; Actinopteri; Clupeiformes; Clupeidae
Gene: abcg5
Product: ATP-binding cassette, sub-family G (WHITE), member 5
Exons: 13
Coding region: 96-2063 (655 amino acids)
Biological process (GO): cholesterol homeostasis
Cellular component (GO): plasma membrane
Molecular function (GO): ATP binding; ATP hydrolysis activity; ABC-type transporter activity
Source: RefSeq, a predicted model, not a curated record
CGACCUGUCUAGCAGUUGGUCUGCAUCAGUCAUGCAGGACUGAUACUUAAGAAACACCUACGGAUGAACCUCUCUCUGACUUAUAUUACUGACGGAUGAUACGAGGAGAAAUGUCUAAUUCUUACUCAGUUGAAAACAACGGCUGGGAGAAGGAGGCCUCGUUCCAGGACUCGUUCACAGCUUCGUCGGAGAAGACGAGAGAGAUUGACAGUACAGGGUGCUUAGACCGGUCCCAACCUUCCUGCUGUUUGAGUGUGAGCAACGUGUCCUACAAAGUCAGUGAGCGAGUAGGUCCGUGGUGGGAUCUCCCUUCCUACAGGAAGAAAUGGACGAGGCAGAUCCUCAACAAUGUGUCCUUUCAUGUGGAGAGUGGUCAGCUCAUGGGUAUCUUAGGAAACUCAGGUUCGGGGAAGACAACACUGCUGGACACAGUAGCGGGCAGGAUCGGGCACUCUGGCUCUCUGCAGGGGGAGGUCCUCAUCAAUGGAAGGAAGCUCAAGACUGAACAGUUCCAAGACUGCUUCUCAUAUGUGCUACAGAGUGAUAACCUGCUGAGCUACCUGACUGUGGAGGAGACUCUCACAUUCACAGCCCAGUUGGCCCUGAAGAGGCACUCCACUCAAGCCAUCCGCAAGAAGGUGUCGGCGGUGAUGGCGGAGCUGAGUCUGGGCCAUGUGGCCCACAGUGUGAUCGGUGGGCGGAUCUUCCCCGGCAUCUCCAGUGGUGAGAGGAGACGGGUGUCCAUCGCCAGCCAGCUCCUCCAGGAUCCCAAGGUGAUACUGUUGGACGAGCCAACGACAGGUCUGGACAGCAUGACAGCCAAUCAGAUUGUGGUGUUGUUGGCGGAGCUGGCGAAGAGAGAUCGUGUCGUCAUAGUAACCAUUCACCAACCUCGCUCAGAACUCUUUAGGGUGAUGCCCAGAGUACUGGUGUUCUGUGGAGAGCCGGGGGAGAUGGUGGACUUCUUCAGUGGCCUCGGCUAUGAGUGCCCAGAGUACUGCAACCCGUUCGAUAUCUAUGUGGACCUGACUUCAGUGGACACCCGCUGCAGUGUGAGAGAGGCCGCCACCUCCAGCCGCAUGCAUGAGAUCACGUCAGCCUAUCAGAGCUCAGAGAUCUACCAGAGCAUGCUGGGAAAGAAGGAGCGGGCGUGCCAGAGGCAGGACAAACCCAGCAUCCCCUUCAAAAGCAAAGAGUCGCCCAGUGGGGUGUCCAAACUAGGAGUGCUGGUCAGGAGAACCAUGAGGAACCUGUCCCGGGACCGCAUGGGGGUUCUGAUGCGCCUCUCGCAGAACCUCAUCUACGGGCUCUUUGUGGCGUUCUUCGUUAUGCGACUGGACGAGGAUGUGACCAAGGGGGCUGUGCAAGACCGGAUCGGUAUCAUCUACCAGUCCAUGGGCGCAUCGCCCUACACGGGCAUGCUCAACGCUGUGGCACUGUUUCCUGCACUGAGGGCCAUAUCAGAUCAGGAGAGUAAGGACGGGCUCUACAGCAAGUGGCAGAUGUUUCUGGCCUACAUCGUCCACAUCCUCCCAUUCAGCAUCAUCAGCGUCUUCAUCUUCACCUCCUUCCUCUACUGGACGGUGGGUAUGAACCCUGAGCCCAAUCGGUUCCUGUGCUUCUCGGCGGUCAUCAUGGUUCCCCACCUGAUCGGAGAGUUCCUGACCCUGGCGCUGCUUGGCGUUGUGCAGGACCCCACCAUGGUCAACAGCGGCAUGGCGCUGCUCAACAUCGCCGGCAUCCUGGUUGGCUCCGGCUUCCUUAGGAGCACCCAGCAUAUGCCAUUGGUGUUUCAGUGGCUGAGCUAUCUGACUUUUCAGAAGUACGGCUGUGAGCUGCUCAUUGUCACUGAAUUCCACAAUCUCAACUUCACCUGCAGUGACACCUCUCUACGUCCCGGGGCCUGUGUGAUAAACCACGGCGACCAGGUGAUUGACCAGGGCUACCCUGGUGCCUUGUCCCGCUACACCCUGGACUUCCUGCUUCUCUACGCCUUCCUGCCCGCGCUCGUCCUCCUGGGUAUCAUCACGUUCAAGAUCCGGGACCGCAUCGUCCGCCGCUGAGACGUCAACGACGACGGCUCACGGUGAUAAUAAACACUCAUCUGCCUAAUAAGGCAGAAAUGCUCGUCCAGGCGAUCAACUUCUCAUAUCUAAUCGCCUGGUAGAUAUUGGCCUGAAAGGAGGCAUACUGUAUGUCAUUAUUGGACCCCUUUUUUACAAAAUAUUCUGCCCACGGAGGACAAAAAAAGACUCUGUCAUAGUAUUGCACUCUCAGCUUUUGCAUUGUGUAUGUGUUUCUGCUUAUGCCACAGAGCUGUUGUUUCUCUCUGUAUAUAAAGUCGUUUUUUUCAUUGAAAUAUUCUUGAGUUGAGUUGAGAUACUUUGUAAUACAUGUGACCAUGGUAAACAUUUGACAAAGCAUAGUGUGCAUAAAUGUAAUUUAUUGUAUAUACAGUAUACAAAUAUGAAGGAAAAAUAGAGCUUAAAUAGUACAAAAAUAUUAAUAAAUCAUGUCAAAGCA